This is a messenger RNA of Ctenopharyngodon idella (grass carp), 2300 nucleotides long. It is a transcript of the gene gnav1, whose product is annotated as guanine nucleotide binding protein (G protein) alpha v1. The record is from RefSeq and is a predicted model, not a curated record. Lineage: Eukaryota; Metazoa; Chordata; Actinopteri; Cypriniformes; Xenocyprididae. Gene Ontology annotation, biological process: Rho protein signal transduction; adenylate cyclase-modulating G protein-coupled receptor signaling pathway. Gene Ontology annotation, cellular component: heterotrimeric G-protein complex. The transcript is spliced from 9 exons. Bases 468 to 1553 code for a protein of 361 amino acids. Gene Ontology annotation, molecular function: G protein-coupled receptor binding; GTPase activity; G-protein beta/gamma-subunit complex binding.
AACACUGACACCCCCCAAAAAUCAAAAAGAGACGCUCUGUAGGCAACAUACACCAUUUAGCUUACCCGUAAUGAACAGGUAGUGUUGUGUUGUGGAUUAGGAGUGUUUGCGCGGCGUCUGACAGUGUUGUUGAGCUCUCACAAUGAUCCCGCACGAGCGCUCAGUCUGACGAAACUAACCGGGAACAGGCGAAUUUGAAACUUUUUUUCCUCUUUCUUCCUGUCCGAUCGUGUCUGUUCCAGCCUGUUUCUCUUUUUGGAGAUUUGGAGUUAGAUUACUCCAAAAACACGCGCAAUUGACGGCAACUUUGGUGUCAUUUUACGCGUUAACCGGGACUUUGGAUAAGAGCGCGCGGGAUCUCGCCGGUAUGUUUUUACGCGACUUUAAACGUUCCUCUUCGGUUUCAUCCGUGGUCAUGGGAUUUCAGCUGGAUCUUUAGCUCUGUGGGAAAGACAUGAGCUCUGGAUAUGGGUCUGUGUCUGGGCUCAGAGGUGACAGAGGAGGGAAAGAAGGCGAAGAUCCACAGCUCGCAGAUAGACAGAGAUCUGUACGAGUACGCCAAGAGAGAGAUGAACGUGGUGAAGAUCCUCAUGCUGGGUGCUGCAGAAAGUGGGAAAAGUACGCUGGUCAAACAGAUGAAGAUUAUCCACAGUCAUGGAUUCACUAAACAAGAACUAGCCAGUUUUAAGCCUGCAGUGUUGGAUAACCUCCUGACCUCUAUGAAGUUUGUCCUCCAUGGAAUGGGCGUCCUUCGAAUCAACCUCGCCAACAGCAAGAACAAGGUCCACGCUCACUCCGUUCUCUCGUGUGGCCGUUGUUUUGACGAAGACCAGAUGCUGUUCCCGUUCAUAGGCCACGCCCUCUGCUGUUUGUGGGCGGAUCAGGGGGUGCGGUCGGCAGCAGUGCGUGGAUACGAGUACGAACUUAAUGACUCGGCACUAUAUUUUUUUGAGAACAUGGGCAGGAUCAUCGCCAUCGACUACAUGCCGACAGAAACGGACGUUUUAAGAGUCCGACUGAGAACCACAGGAGUGAUCGAGACUCAGUUCAAAGUCAAACACCUGGUCUUCAGAAUGUAUGACGUUGGAGGCCAGAGGACGGAGAGGAGAAAGUGGAUCAGUUGUUUUCAGGAUGUGAGGGCUGUGCUGUUCGUUGUGUCUCUGAGUGGGUACGACAUGACGCUAGUAGAAGAUCCAUCUAUGAAUCGACUGCAGGAGAGUCUCAAGCUGUUCUCAUCAAUCUGCAAUAACGUCUUCUUCAGGAGUACUUCUAUGAUAUUAUUCAUGAACAAGAUUGAUCUUUUCCAAGAGAAGAUUCUCCACUCCGGGCGUCAUCUGCGGCAUUACCUUCCCCAGUUCAGAGGUGCUGACUGUGAUGUGGACGGUGCCGCCCGGUUCAUCGCCGCCAUGUUCGUGUCUCUCAACGCUACGCCCAGCAAGCUCAUCUACCAUCACUUCACCACAGCCACCGACACCUCCAAUGUGCAGGUAGUUUUCCAGGUCGUCAUGGACACCAUCAUCAAGGAGAACCUGGAGGCCGUGUCUCUGCUCUGAGUUCAGAACAAUUCCCCUUUAAAAACUGAAUAAAGGCUCAUGGAUGAUGCUGAUGCUAUUUAUUAUUUUUCAUGUAGCAAUAACCGAAUACAUGCUAGUUUAUGCUCCUCUUACUUAAACACCAACUAACAGAAUGACAAGAUUUAAUAACUGUCCUGUAUAAUAAUCUCAAUCACAUGUUACGCUGUGGAAGUGUAUAAUAUAGUUUUAAAGAGUAAAUUGUACUGCCCUGGGAGGUCAAGUUGCUCAUCCAUGCAUCCCAUAAUUUUCCACCUGACAUCGCUUCCUGUGUGUACGUUACCAUGGUUAAUAAUCACUUAUAAAAUAACCUUUUCUCCUUGUGUAAAUCUUUGUUCAACAUGUUCUGUUCAGAGCUCGAACACCCUGUUUUUUUUGUUUGUUUUUUUGCGUUAUGAAUCAUGUUUUGCUUUUGACUCAUUGGUGAUGCAAGGCAUUGCACUUUUAUAGUUCUAUAAUUCAAUCUGAAAUGGUUUUGUUGCACCAAAGUGAGCCACACAUCUAUAUGAAGCAUAAUCAUACCUGUAGCAAUUGCAUAUUGUUUUGUAAAUACAUUUGAAAUCAUGUUACUUUACCAUUUUUCCCAUUUAUUCAUUGAUAUUCCAUUGAUGGAUGUAUUUUUGCUGUUUAAAUGCUGUAUUUCGCUUUUCAAAAGCAUUUGAGUUACACUUUUGUAAAUGCAAACAAGCCACUGUGAAUAUAAACAUAAUUAAAAACUAACAUGUUUGA